CGUCUCAUGAUAAAUAUUUUGAAGCCAAGAAAACUGGUUAUUAUAUGGCUAUUUUCUUUGACACUUUUUCGAUCUGUAUCCAUAUUACCUGUUAAGACGUCGAAAACGUAUAACGAAUGGUAUAUUUCGGCAUGCAGAGAAACGGUGCUCUUUGAUAAUGGAGACAAAAUAAAUCAAAAGAAGAAUGGCGGAUAGUGGUGGGAAAGACGAAAAGAACACCGCAGGUGACACAACAAUUAUUGGAGUCCAGCUACUGUCUGAAAGUACUAAAGAACCUGUUGUCUCACUGGGGAUUUUGAUUGUCGAUAAUGGCCGUCUGGCGAAUGGGUCUGUGACUGUUGCGGACUUGAGGACCUUGAUUUGUCAACAGAUACCAGCUGUCCCUAACCAGUUCAUGUUCUUAACACAUCAGAAAUGGGCCAUCAACAAAACACAGGAAGAGCAUGUGCAAAUAUGUCAGAUUAUUUCACCAGACAACACCAUAUAUAUUCAAAGAAAAUAUGAAAAACCUAAAAUUGGUGUGCGGACAAAAUCCCGGAUUCCUGUUGGAUUUGUGUUUGAGGAAUACACGGCCAAUUUAUCUCAGCUCAGAACUGCCAUUAAUACAGGGAUUAAAUUUUUCAAAGGCAUUACAGACAGAUACCAGUUUUUGGAUGCAAAUUCCUGGCCAAUCAGCAAACAACAUGAAGGUCAGGUGACUGUCAUGGAAGUAUUAGUCGAUGCCUGUGUUUGUGUUUGUGCUGAUGUGUUUUCCUUUGAAUACCUUGAUGUUGCCGACUCAGACUUUCAUGUGGAUGUAAAUCCAAGAAAAAGAAUUAAAAGAUUGAAAGAACUGUCAUUUUCUGAUAUUGACAAAGACCACGGCUGGCUGGGUUAUGAUGAAGCUAGCAACUGCUGUAGCUCAUGUGACGUAACAGGUUCAGCCAAACAGUUACUGAUCAGUUAUGCUCGGGCCGAUGCAGCAGAACAUGCCUUGAAUCUCAAAGAGGAGUUGUCUCACCUUGGCUUCAGUGUCUUCUUGGAUGUACACGAAAUCAAAAGUGGAGUUGAUUGGCAGGAUUCUCUGAACUAUGCUGUCAGCAACUGUGAAGUGUUUAUUCCUCUCAUCACACCGAGGUACGGAGAAACACAGUGGACUAACAGGGAGGUGAAGUUAGCUGAUGUCCUGGGAAAGUACAUUCUACCCGUCAGUUUUCUGGAGAUAUGGCCGCCUCGAUCUCUUGCUAUCCAGUUUGCUACCACACAGUACAUCUGCUGGAAAACUCCAGCUCAGAUACAAACAGAAAUUGUCGAAGGAAAUUCUUCCAAAGCUAAUGACAUAAACUGCUGGGAGAAACGCUAUGUGCAAAAGGUAGCCCAGGACAUAGCAUUGUGUCUGAGGCGGCUGAAGUCCGAUGCUGUUAACAGAAUACCGUCUCUGUCAAGGAGAAAAACUUUGAUGAGGACAUUUGCAGGUAAACUUCCUGACGGAGUGAUGAGUGUGGAUUCCUCUGAUGAUGACGACAGUAAGAAAAAAAUCCUGAUAUGUGUUCACCCAAGUCAGGCAGAUUUUGUUCAAGAUUUUGGCACCUGGUUGGAAGGUGAAGGAUUCAGUGUAUGGAGUUCCUUACAGAAAGAAGAUGACUGUCCCGAUUACCCAUCACGUAGUCAGGACCUGCUGCCCGACAGCCAGGACACCAGUGUGGAGCCAAACAACAACUCAGUCUGUUCAGAUCAAGGCCACUGUUGUCAACAACAGUUUCAAGAAAUGGCUGACCAGGCUGGUUUAGUCAUUGUGAUUCUUUCACAAGCAUUCUCACGUUCCAAGACUUGCCAGCAACAGGUAUUCUACUGUGAGCACCGAAAGCGGGUGAUCCCUGUGAAAUUUGAAGACUUCUGUAUGCCUGGCUGGAUGAGCAUGCUUAUAGGAACAAGUACAUUUGAAGUAUGGACUACCACUGACGUAAAUCAGACAAACUACCGCCAGACACUGCUAUCCAAAAUACACCGGGCUCUCGACCCGGCAGGAAAAGAUUGUUUUCAGGAUGAGGUCAACGAGGUCAAAUUAACACAUGCAGUGAAUCACAUUAAGAGGAGUGUUGGAGAAACGCUGUGUGUUUACAUUGCCGGUGGGACCAAGUUCUAUGAAUCAAAUUCAGAGGCAGUUUGCAGAUGUGUGGGCAAAGAGCUUGCUACGCUGGACAAUGUCACCAUAGUAACAGGAGGUUUCAGUGGUGUUGGAGAAACAGUGAGCCAAAUUUUCUUUGAGGAAACUCAAGACAACAAGAAACCAAGAGUCUGGCAUAUUUUACCUGAAAAAGAUUGUCAGAAUCGGCCAAACCAGUGGAAUCAGAAUUCUGAUGGCACAUUUAAAGUGGUGUCUUUUGGGAAGACAUUGUUCUGUGGUGAAAGCGUUCGUGAGAGGGAAACUAUUGUGGGAAGGACAUUUGACAUAUGUAUUCUUAUAGAAGGGGGACCUGGGGCCGCUCACGAGGCAGAAGAGUUUGUGUGGAAUGACCACAUCGUUAUUCCAAUCAGAUCCACAGGAGGAGCUGCAGGGGGAAAGUUUGGGGUUCCAGAAAAGAUAUUUGAGGUCCCACAGGGUGUGAAGGAAUCUGAUUGGUGCAUCUUGAGUAAGACCACUGCUUCGGCUGAAGAGAUUGGCCAAUCAGUGUUGAGAAUUGUUCAAAGUUUGAAGCAGAAGAUGUGCAUUGAAGAAUCCAAGUCUACACCAACAAAACAAAAGAGUGUCAUGAGGAAAGGCAGCUUGCUUUUUACAAAAACAUCUCCCAAAAACACUACCACCAAGCCAGGCUUAACCAGCAUGAAAACCAUAAUGCUUGGUUAGCCAAAGUUAACCAGCAGGGAAACCAUAAUGCUUGGUUAGCCAAAGUUAACCAGCAUGGAAACCAUAAUGCUUGGUUAGCCAAAGUUAACCAGCAUGGAAACCAUAAUGCUUGGUUAGCCAAAGUUAACCAGCAUGGAAACCAUAAUGCUUGGUUAGCCACGUUUAACCAGCAUGACAACUAUCAGUGUCAGAGAUUAACAUUUUUGGGCAGUGUCCCAGUUGGAUAGUAACAUUUCAAAAUCUGGUAUCCCACCUGAGAAUUUAGUAUCCCACUUUAAUGAAAUUCAUAAAUAACUUCGUAACAAACUUGGAUGACACUGUUCUCGUUCCCAGUCUAUUGCUAU
This is a messenger RNA of Gigantopelta aegis, 3171 nucleotides long. RefSeq lists its product as uncharacterized. The transcript has 19 exons. Lineage: Eukaryota; Metazoa; Mollusca; Gastropoda; Neomphalida; Peltospiridae. The record is from RefSeq and is a predicted model, not a curated record. Bases 185 to 2827 code for a protein of 880 amino acids. Gene Ontology annotation, biological process: signal transduction.